UGGAGAAGAAGAGCCGGUACAACGAGAUGGCCGAGCCCGCGCUGUCGGACGCGUGGUUCGAAGCCAAGCCGAUGGUGCUGCUCAUCGGCCAGUACUCGGUGGGCAAGACGUCCUUCAUCAACUACCUGCUCGGCCGCGGCUUCGCCGGCUCGCGCGUCGGGCCCGAGAUGACGACGGACCGCUUCGUCGCCGUCAUGUACGGAGACGCGGAGAAGACGACGCCGGGCAACGCGCUCACCUCGCAGCCCGACACGCCCUUCCACUCGCUCAAAAAGUACGGGACCAACUUUCUGAACCGGCUCGAGGCGGCGGCGCUGCCGUCGCCGAUCCUCAAGCGGGUGACCCUCGUCGACUCGCCCGGUGUGCUGUCGGGGGAGAAGCAGCGCGACCGCGGGUACGACUACAACGGCGUGGUGACCUGGUUCGCGCAGCACUCGGACCGGAUCCUCCUCCUCUUCGACGCGUACAAGCUCGACCUGUCCGACGAGUUCAAGGACGUGAUGAAGCUCAUCCAGGCGUACGACAAGAAGGUGCGCGUGGUGCUCAACAAGGCGGACGGCGUCUCGCCGCAGGACUUGAUGCGCGUCUACGGCGCGCUGAUGUGGAACGUGGGCGGAGUCAUCCCGUCCGCAGAGGUGCCGCGCGUCUACAUCGGCUCCUUCUGGGACCGGCCAUGGCAAAACACCGGGAUGCUCGACCUCAUGGAGGCGGAAGAGAACGACCUGAUCGAGGACCUGGUGACGAUGCCGCAGAACAACGUGAUGAACAAGAUCAACGAGAUCGCGCGCCGCGCGCGCGUGGUCGAGGCGCACACGCACCUGCUCGCCCACUUGCGCGCAAAGGUGGUGGCAAAGUGGUACGGCAAGCGCGAGGAGCAGGCGCGGCUCUGCACGCCCGAGGGGCUGCUGGCCGCCUACGAGCAGGUGCAGCGCGAGCACGACCUCUCGCGCGGCGACUUCCCGCUGCCAUCCCGCAUGGCGUCGGUGCUCCGCGCGUACGAUUUUACCGACUUUUACAAGCCGUCGGUCGAGCGGUCGAAGAAGCUCAAGGCGCUGCGUGAGCUCACCGAGUGCGACAUCCCCGAGCUGAUCACGCGGCUCCACUCGGUGCAGCAGCGGAGGCAGGCCUCCGUCGCCUCAAAGGCGUCCAUCGUGGAGGGCUUCCGCCCGCUGCGCAACGUGCGCCCGCCGCCCCCCGAACACCUCUUCGAGAAGAAGCUCGAGAGGCAGGCCGGCGUCGCGCAGCCCUCCGUGCAAACCGAGCCGGUGCAGGCCGAGGAGCCCUCGGUCGAGGGCAUCUCGCCGCCCCCGCAACAGCUGCCGCCAGGCGGGUGGGGCGCUCCCGGCAUGACGGCGCCGCCCUCGCCCGCGCAGCACGGGCUUGGGGCAGCGGCUGCGGGAGAGGCUCCGCGGGCGGGCUUCGGGCAGGCGCCGGGCUUCGCGAGCCCUGGCCUCGGCUCGAGCCCCGCCGGCCUCGCCAACUCUGGCCUCGCGAGCGGCCUGCUGGGCGCCUUCCGGUCGGCCAAGGACGCCCUCGCCUCGGCCAUCGCGGACGAGGAGCCGCCGGCCGGGCAGCACGGCUUCCCACCGCAGGCUGGGUUUGGGCAGGGCCUCGCCUACCCUCCGCAGCAGGCACACCCGGCGUGCACCAGUGGAGUGGCCACCCGCACCAAGGCAUGCAGCCUGGGCUUCGGCGGCGACGGUGCCGCGGAGCAGCGCCACGACGCGGCGCUCGCCGCGCACGCUCCCCCGCCCGACUUGGACGGGAGGUGGGCGCUGGACGUGGCCAGCGGCGUGGGAAUGCCGAGCGGAGCAGAGCCGUCCCACGCCGAGUCGCACGCGGCUCCGCGCGCGCCCCUCCCUGCAGCCGGAGCGUCGGAGCCCGAGCCGCAGGCGGCACCGGAGGAGGCGCACGCGGCUGCGGAGGGUGCGGCACCGCCGCCCGCACCGGCAAUGGCUCCAGUGGCAGUGCCGCACGCCUGCCAGCUGCCUGCCGGCGGCGGCGCCCACGUAACGUCGUUUCGCACGUAA
This is a messenger RNA of Emiliania huxleyi CCMP1516, 2030 nucleotides long. RefSeq lists its product as hypothetical. NCBI's taxonomy places the organism in Eukaryota, Haptophyta, Isochrysidales, Noelaerhabdaceae. Gene Ontology annotation, cellular component: plasma membrane; cytoplasm; intracellular membrane-bounded organelle. Gene Ontology annotation, molecular function: GTP binding. Bases 27 to 2030 code for a protein of 667 amino acids. The record is from RefSeq and is a predicted model, not a curated record. Gene Ontology annotation, biological process: endocytosis; endosomal transport. The transcript is spliced from 16 exons.